AUGGACAUCUGCCGAGCCAAGUUGGUCACGUUUUCCAAAUCAACUGGAUGCGUGCAGGUGGUCGCACAUCCGGGAACGCAUGGAGAUGAUUCGAGUAAAGCGGGCAGUAGAGAUUUGGAUGCCAUUAUAAUGCGAUUCACCAAUCGUUUGGUGUGUCUGCAAGCAAAAUCCUAUCAAAGCUCUGAAACAAUCUAUCAAAACUCACGGAAAUUUCAUGUACCACUCGAGGAGAUCUCAUUGAUUUUGACCGCUGUUCGAGUACCUUACUGCAUUGCCGUUGGUGCUGCAAGAGCAUUUCCAUACGGCUCAAUGAAAAUCAUGCGCUACUUUUUGGGUUUCCUAUUGAUUUCCGUUUACUGUGUUGAGAUUUCAUUUUUAAGCUGGUCGCCAGUUCUAAAAGGCCACCGGUGUACUUGUGAAAAUAUCAGAAUCUUCGCUGUGAUCACGAUGCAGCAGUUGAAUUGCCGAACGACAGCUAUCAUGGCUUGUUUAAGUAUUAUUGGUAUAUUUAUGACGUUCAACAAUCCCUAUUCGAAAGAGUACAAAAUAAUGAAACGAUUGGCAGUAAAAGAAACUGAUGGAAUGUCGCAAGAAAAUGCUCAAAAUGAAGUGAAAAAUAGGAACUCAUUGGGAGGACUGAAAGAAACUGAGGAAGACGACUACGGUGACGGUGAUAUCCAUGUUGGUGGACUAAAUGGAGAGGGAUCAGACAGUGACGAAAAUCAGGAACAUGUUCCAAUCUACGGUAAAAUGUCGUAUAAUAAAUUAAAGCAUUCCGUGAAAAAUCCUGCUAAACAACCAAAAAACCCUUCAAAGGGGAUGAAUAAGAAGGAUAAAAAUAAAACUACCGUAUUGCCUAAGAUUCCUGAAGUGAAUUUGGACAAUGAUGCAUCAAAGAACUCACCAUUUCAAAACAAAAACAUCACUGGAUUCGAUCAAGGGAGCGUUUCACGGAAUCACACAGAAACGUUCUCAUCAUUAAGUGGUUUCCCACGGACAACCACUGAUCAUAGUUAUGGUGAAGUUGCAUUGCCUUCAAAUUCAUCAAGGCCACUUCCCGAUCCUGCUGAAUCAAUUCCAAUAGAUGAUCAACAAACGAGGAACACAAUGAAAAUUUCACAACUAAAUACGACCACAAAAAUAACACGACCAUCAGAAUUAUCAUCACUAAAGUCAAAAGCUGCAACAACACCAGCAACAACGCAAUUAACAACAGCAGAAUCUGUGAUAACACUCGAAGAUGAUGAGCCAUUAUCACACUCACAAACAACGACUCCAGCAAGACCUAUUAUCGCAAAUGAUACAAUCGGACGAGUUCUAACAUCAACCCAAAAAACGUCGCAGCGAGACAACAAGACAACAACAGUGUUGAGUCCAGACCACUUUGUACCAACAUCAACGCUAUCCACGAAUCAAACGACAUCUAUUCCGGAAAGUACUUCAGCUAGCGGGAUGCUCAAUAUUUCAACCACGUCUAGUGCUUCUGUCAUGACCAAAGCAAAACCGCUGCCGUUAUCAGCAGACCAAAUUGUACUAAUGUCAACGGCAUCCACGAAUCGAACAACUUCAAUUCCUGAAAGUACCACAACCAGCGAACUACUCAAUACUUCAACCACAUCCAGUACUCCUGUUCGGUCCAAAACAAAACCACUGUCAUCCUCGCCAGGUCAAUUUCCACCAAUUUCGCUACCAUCCACGAAUCGAACGACAUCAGUUCCGAGAAGUACCACAACCAGCGAACUGCUCAGUACUUCAACCACAUCCACUAUUCCUGUUACGUCCAAAGCAAAACCACUGUCAUCCUCGCCAGGUCACUUUGUACUAACAUCAAUGCUAUCCACGAAUCAAACGACAUCUAUUCUGGAAAGUACCACAACCAGCGGACUGCUCAAUACUUCAACCACGUCUAGUGCUUCUAUCACGACCAGAGCAAAACCGCUGCUGCCACCAUCAGACCAGCUUGUGCCACUAUCAGUGCCGUCCACGGAUCGAACAAGAACAACAUUAAUUCCGAGAAGUACUACGACCAGCACAACGCUCAGUACUUCAACCACAUCCAGUGCUCUAGUCACGACCACAGCAAAACGGCCGCCGCCGCCACCGCCACGACCGGCUGAACCCCCAUUUCGCAUAACGACGAAGAAACGCCCUCCGCAUUCAAGGACCAAGCGAACAAGACGACCACAGCCGUCGCCUAUGCGAACAAGACGACCACGGCCGCCGCCUAUGCGAACAAGACGACCACGGCCGCCGCCUGCUUCAAAACAAAAACAGUAUCUACUUCGGCAAUUUACAACCUAUGCAUUCCAUCGUGCACAAUUUGAGGCAACAACACAGGGUAAGGGUGGCCUAAUAGCUGGUAUCAUAAUUGGGUUUUUGGUCAUAAUCGGAGCUGUUUUUGCGGCUCUUUUUGUUACGUUUCGAAUGAAAAAAAACCAAGUAAGAGAACUUCAACAACAACCCUCAGUUGAACAGCUAACCACAAGUGAAAUGGGUGGUGUCUCACAACUAAUGGAGUCAUCCGCAAGUGAAUGGGCACCUGAUAAGAUAAAUGCAACACAAUUCAACUACAAAGGACCUCUUCGAAUACCUUUUAAACAACCACUCAUUCUUAAGCACGAUCUCGAUGAUGAGAAAGUAUCGUCAGAGCAUGAAGAGGAGCAUGUGCAGUUCGACGAUUCACUGAAUGAGGUUCAUGAAAUGGGCAGUGAAAUCGAAGUUGUUGUAUUCGAUGAAAAGGAAAAGAACGUGAAGAGUGAUGAAAAAACAUCAAAAAAUGCGCAGAGUCGGGAUCGUUUGUUGACGGAUCCGCGAGAAAUCAAAGAAAAAAACGCACAGAAGGCAAUUCGAGAAUAA
This is a messenger RNA of Anisakis simplex (herring worm), 2856 nucleotides long. NCBI's taxonomy places the organism in Eukaryota, Metazoa, Nematoda, Chromadorea, Rhabditida, Anisakidae. The record is from the annotation of a GenBank genome assembly.